This is a messenger RNA of Castor canadensis (American beaver), 16136 nucleotides long. The record is from RefSeq and is a predicted model, not a curated record. NCBI's taxonomy places the organism in Eukaryota, Metazoa, Chordata, Mammalia, Rodentia, Castoridae.
CUUAUUCCCCUUACAUUCCUUAGUGAUGUCUCAGCUUGCCAUUUUAGGAGGAAUUAACUUUUGAUGUGUAGGAAAAAUGGUAACUAAUCUUAUAUAGAAUCAUGAGUGCUGAGUAUUAAACUCUUUGGCAGUAGGAAAAAUAAUGUGUCAGAGAGCAUUAGUUUUCAAGACCUGAAAUGAAAUGGCUUAACAUCUCAACAGAAGCCCUGGAGAUACAGCAAGUCUUAGGAGGCGGGACCCUCAGUGGUAUGGUGGAUCGAAGUGGAGGGUUGCUUGGUUCUGUUCCUCCAUCAGCAGGUCUGUCAAAGUUGCAUGCAUAACUGGAAUCAUUUGCUUCUUCCUGUUCUCCCUCCACUGCUAAGAGCCUUGGGACCGGAGUAGAUGUUUGGUGGUCUUGGAGUAAGGUGAGCUGGUAGACGACUGCAUAGUUUAGGAACCCCCAUGUGCUGCCUUAUCAGGAUGACUCCAGUAUUGACAGCCAUUGUCCCCUGAAUGCUAAAUUCCCAAUAUAUGCAUGUAUUAAGAUUUAACAUUGUACCCCAUUAAUAGGUGUAAUUACCAUGGGUCAACAAAAUAAAAACCCAAGAGACACAACAGAACCUUAGUCAAAGAUAUACAUAGGACAGUAAGUAGCCAUAUUUCUGGGCUUCAUAUCCAGUCAGAGCUUCAUGGUUCCAUGAUUGUUUGUGUCUGUUUUCUCUCAUUAUCUCUGCCCUCUGGCUUCCUUCUUGCUGUUUCUUCCCUGUCCAGGGAUGUGAAAGGAUUUGCUUCCUGGUAGAGUUUAUGCCAUGCAGUUAAAUUGUUUCUGCCAGUCAGUCCCUUGCUCACAAAACUUCAGUGGCCCACAGUUGUCCCAGGUGCCUCCAUACCUGGACCUUAACUUAUCUUCCCAAUUCUAUCUUCUGUAGAAUUUCUGCCUCCCAGGCUGGUCUCUCAAUGCCUACCCUUUUGCUUUUUCUCAGACAAGUCCCCGACCUGUCAUGUUCUUCUCCUCACUAACUGCUGGCUCCUACCCUGGGACUGAUUGAGUAAGGGACAGGAGACUGGUGCCAUUCAGGCUGUAGGACAUGACAAAUGACGAUAUGAAAUGCCCCCUCCCCCCUCACCAAAUCCCUACUCCUGCUCAUAUUGAAUGAUUGGUUCCUAGCUGGUGGUGCUAUUUUGGGAGGUGGUGGAGACUUAGGAGGUGGGGCCUAGCUGGAGGAAAUACAUCACUAAGGGAGUGUCUAUGAAGGUUAUACCUGGUCCCCAGUCCCUUCCUCACUCUCUGCUUCUUGGCAACCAUGAGUUGAACUUCUCUGUUCUACCACACCCUCCCUGCCAGGAUGGAUGAAACCUCUGAAACUGUGAACAAAAUAAAUACGUCCUUCCUUAAGUUGGUUGUGUCAGGUAUUUUAUCAUAGCAAUGCAGAAACAACUAACACACUAUGUUUAUAGAAGAUUUAUAUAAUUUGGGUCCAAGUUGAAUUUGUACAUGAAUAUAUUCAGCAUAGACGGUCCUCUACAGAAUAUGCAGUUGAGAUUCAACCUUUUUCACUUAACAUCUGUGAGCAUUUCCUUACGUAGUCGCCAUCUUUUUUUUUUUUUAAGCUCUGAGCUUGCCUCACUGUGUUGUGUUUUGGUUUUGAUUCUUAUGUGGGAUCUAAGGAUCUCUACCUUGAGAGCUUGCUAAAGCUGAGGAGUGCUGAGCUCCACUGUAGACCCAGAGAAGAUUCCAGAAGGGGAUGGGGACUUAUGAGGUCCACCCAAACUCUGGCCGUUGACUGCUCAUGAGUCUUGAUGUACAGUGUGAUGCACAGUGUUUAGCAGUCUGGCCAGACUUGCAGGCCAGUGCAAGGAAGGACCACUGAAAAGAAUCUAGAUUCUUAGGGCUCUACACAGUCCUAAUUACUGGGUAGGAAUUGGCCAGAGCUAUAGUGAAAGACUCACUGCUGCUGCCUCAACUGGUCUUUGGACCCUUUGAGAGUUCAUGGGCUUCAAGAUUGCAUUCUGUCUGAACCUUCUUUAUCACAGCCAUGUCUGUAGUCACCCACAUCUUGUUUUGUGUCAAAUAUCCUCCAAGGUAGAUGACCUGUGGUUUAUCUGAUAUGACCCCUGCUCUAGAGUCUACAGAAUCUGUGUGUGAGUAUGUGUGUGGCAGAGAUGGAGAGAUUCUUGGGAAAAGGAAGUAUUUCCAACCACAGAGCUUGCAUGGGCUCCUUCAGGAGUUUUGGUGCUGGUGGAGACUCUUGGGUUUCUGGAAGGCUGCUAAUACCUGCUGAGAGGUAGCACCUGCUGACAAUGAUGCCAAGGCCUUUAGAAUACACGGAGGAAGGAAGGAUGGGGUAAGAGCGCUUCUCCAGGAAAUGCUGAGGCCUGGAGCCAUUGGAACCAGGCCAGUGUGCAGAGGGUCCCUAAGCUGUAACUGCUUUUCUCUCUUUCCUGCUCUGUGUUGCUUUUUUAUCUGUUCCUUGUAUGUCUGAUUUCUUUGUGCAUUAGGUAAGAUUCUUAGCAGAUAUCUAUUCCAGGAAGUUAGAGAUGAAUUGUACAUCAGAAGGAAAAGCUUAGCUAAACUGGAAAUGAGAAGGAAAUUGGCUAGUUGAAAAAGAAUUGUGGAAAAAAUAUAUAUAACAUAAAAUUGACUAACCAUUUUUAAGCGUGUAGUUGGUAGUGUUAAGUACAUCCACAUUUUUAUGCAAUCACCAUCACCAUCCAUCUCCAGAACCAACUAAACACAAACUGCUCAUGGCCCUCUCCUCUUUGGCUGUGCUAGUCACCCUUCUGCUUUCUGUUUCUAUGAUUUUGAUGACUUAGGUAUCUAUCCCAGGUUAGAAUCAUAGAGAGGUUGCCCUUUUGUGUCUGGAGUGUGUGUAUGUGUGCACAGGUCUUCUACCACUUGAGCCCUUUUUUGCUCUGUUUUUGAGAUAGGGUCUCAAUUUUUUCUCAGGUUGAUCUGGACUGUAAACCUGGGAUGAUAGACACAUGCCACACCACCCAGUCAUGGGGUCUUGUGAAUUUUUUGCCUCUGCUGGCCUUGAACCAGGGUUCUCCCAAUGUCAUUCCUCCAAGUAGUAGAUUGUGUUUUUAAGUUCACCUUGUUUUGUGUUGAUAUUUUAAGUCAGUGCAUUAAGUAGAGGAGAAUGGACCUGAUUUAUCCCCAAUGGAGGCAGUCCUCCUGCUUCCUCUGCCUGUCCUUGUUGUUCAGACAGACAGGGCCAGUGUUUUACUUGAGCUAAUCCUCUGGGAAGGAUGAGCUGACAGCUGGGGGCUCCCAAAGUUUGUUUCCAGCUGUUCCCAGACUUCAGUGUUUUCUGUGAAAUGAUGGUGCCAGAUAAUAUACAAGAUGCCUGGCUAAACUGAAACCUCAGACAAACUGCAAAUAGUUUUAAAAAUAUAAGUAUGUCCUAAAUAUUGCAUGGGACAUACUUAUCCUGAAUCAUUUGUGUUUUAUCUGAAAUUCAAAUUUAACUAUCUUGUAUUUUUAAUUGCCAAAUCUUGGUCAUCCAAUAGUGAACAAAACUCUCAUGUUAGUAAAAGGCACAUAGUUAGCCAGAAGGAUCUCAGAAGAUGGGUGUAUUUGAUGGUGCACAGUGAGGCGGUUUGGCAUCAUCAACUUAUUUUUUGUAGAGUAUUAAAAGCUUGGAUGCUAGAUGCAGGAUUGGGAAGUGUCUGCCCAGACUUCUGCUGCUUGUGUCUUCAGAUAUUCAGGCACAAGUGCCUGCCGAUCUGAAUCUGAGCUGCACAUGGCAGGUCCUUUAUUCCUGUGCAGGUGCUGGGGUUCCUGACUGACGUUGGGACCCGAGGAGGCAGGUUUUGAGGAGUCUCUGAGAGUCAGGUGCAGAUCUGCCCCUCACUGUGGUUUAUGUUGCUGACUGACUGCACCAGCCGCUGCAAUGUGGUUUUAUGUAGUGUGAAUAAUUGAAACUUGACUCUUAAAUUUCCCCUCAUCCCUUCCUGUUUAACAGUCAACUGUCCUGGAAUUUAUUCUUGUUGGUGGUGCCUUAACUCAGCCUCCUCUGUGAGAAUUCACCAAAAAUGCCCUGAUGCCAAACGUCUGUUGGCACUGAGUGAGGCAGGCCAGCCUUGAGUCACCCUUUUCCUCUGCUUUCUGUGUGGCUGUGCUUCACUUACCAGCUCCUCUUGGGUUAGGGGCUGUGUCUGGUUUGCUUUCUCCUUAGUGUUUUGGAGGACAGAUAAUGAUGUCCUUAGAGAUUGCAAGCAGUGCAAACCCUUUUUGUAGCUGCUGGAGGUUAGGAAGAAGGAGCCAGCGCUGGGUGUUUUUCUCCAUGGAUGAGGACCAUCUAUAGCUGCCAGUCACUGAUCCCCGGCACCCUGCGGGAGACAUGAGUGGGCUGCCUGCUCAAAGGGCUUUUGUGGGUCAGAGGAGACACAGUGCUCUCUUCAGUGCAGAGGGAGAGAUACUUUAUGUUGGGGUUUUGAGGCCUUAGCAAUUUGUGGCUCAUUUUGGCCUUUUUCCUUCCCCUAAGGGGUGGUGUGAUUUUUAAUGACUCAACUCUGAUUGUAUUUCAAAUGUUCCCCACCCCCUUGUCAGUUUAUAGAGCAGUCCUCAAGCAAAUGUUUGUGCUGGAAGAAGGAAGAAGGGGGCCGUCGGGAUCCUCGGAGUCAGCUUCAGUUGCCGCCCUCACACACCAGUGUACUGCUGCAGGUUAACAUCUGGACUGGACUCCUGGCCCCUCGGAUACUCAGCUGCUCACAAGUUCCUGGAUCAAUUUGUUGAAAAUUACAUUCUAAGUGAGACCCUUUGAGUCAUCUAGGAAAAUGGUGGCCUUGUCCUUAAAGAUUUGUGUCCGCCACUGCAAUGUGGUGAAAACCAUGCAGUUUGAACCAUCUACAGCGGUGUAUGAUGCCUGUCGAGUCAUUCGGGAACGGGUCCCUGAGGCACAGACUGGGCAAGCUUCUGACUAUGGGCUGUUCCUUUCGGAUGAAGACCCUAGGAAAGGGAUUUGGCUGGAAGCGGGCAGGACACUGGAUUACUACAUGCUGCGGAAUGGGGAUAUUUUGGAAUACAAGAAGAAACAGAGGCCUCAGAAAAUCCGAAUGUUGGAUGGAUCUGUGAAGACAGUGAUGGUGGACGACUCUAAGACUGUGGGGGAACUCCUGGUCACUAUCUGCAGCAGGAUAGGAAUAACAAAUUAUGAAGAAUACUCUUUAAUCCAAGAAACCAUUGAAGAAAAGAAAGAAGAAGGAACAGGUACACUGAAAAAAGACAGGACGUUGUUACGAGAUGAGAGAAAGAUGGAGAAGUUGAAGGCCAAGCUUCACACUGAUGAUGACUUAAAUUGGCUGGAUCACAGCCGAACAUUCAGAGAACAAGGAGUAGAUGAAAAUGAAACGUUGCUGCUUAGAAGGAAAUUUUUUUAUUCUGAUCAGAAUGUAGACUCCAGAGACCCAGUGCAGCUGAACUUGCUUUACGUCCAGGCUCGGGAUGACAUCCUGAAUGGCUCCCAUCCUGUCUCCUUCGAGAAAGCCUGCGAGUUUGGUGGAUUUCAAGCCCAGAUUCAAUUUGGACCUCACGUGGAGCACAAACACAAGCCUGGAUUCUUGGAUCUUAAGGAAUUCUUGCCCAAAGAAUACAUCAAGCAGAGAGGAGCGGAAAAAAGAAUAUUUCAGGAGCAUAAGAACUGUGGAGAGAUGAGUGAAAUAGAAGCCAAGGUCAAGUACGUCAAACUUGCCAGGUCCCUCCGGACAUACGGUGUGUCCUUUUUCCUAGUGAAGGAAAAGAUGAAAGGCAAGAACAAGCUGGUGCCUCGCCUGCUGGGGAUCACCAAGGACUCGGUGAUGCGUGUGGACGAGAAGAGCAAGGAGGUGCUACAGGAGUGGCCCCUUACCACGGUCAAGCGCUGGGCGGCCUCACCCAAGAGCUUCACGCUGGAUUUUGGGGAGUAUCAGGAAAGCUACUAUUCAGUACAAACCACCGAGGGAGAACAAAUAUCCCAGCUGAUUGCGGGGUACAUUGAUAUCAUCCUCAAAAAGAAACAAAGCAAAGAUAGAUUUGGACUAGAAGGAGAUGAGGAAUCAACUAUGUUAGAAGAAUCAGUUUCCCCAAAAAAGUCCACCAUCUUACAGCAGCAGUUCAACCGGACCGGAAAAGCAGAGCAUGGUUCAGUAGCCCUGCCGGCAGUGAUGCGCUCGGGCUCCAGUGGGCCUGAGACCUUCAACGUUGGCAGCAUGCCCUCCCCGCAGCAGCAAGUCAUGGUUGGACAGAUGCACCGAGGCCACAUGCCCCCACUGACUUCAGCCCAGCAGGCCCUUAUGGGGACCAUCAACACGAGCAUGCACGCCGUCCAGCAGGCCCAGGAUGAUCUCAGUGAGCUCGACUCACUGCCCCCUCUCGGCCAGGAUAUGGCGUCUAGGGUAUGGGUUCAGAACAAAGUGGAUGAAUCCAAACACGAAAUCCAUUCUCAAGUAGAUGCUAUUACAGCUGGAACAGCUUCAGUCGUUAACCUCACGGCUGGUGACCCCGCAGACACUGACUACACAGCCGUUGGGUGUGCAAUCACCACUAUUUCUUCCAACCUGACGGAGAUGUCCAAGGGUGUGAAGCUUUUGGCAGCCCUCAUGGAUGACGAGGUGGGCAGUGGAGAGGACUUGCUCAGAGCUGCCAGGACCCUUGCAGGGGCAGUGUCUGACUUGCUGAAAGCAGUGCAACCUACUUCUGGAGAGGCUGGCCUGGACCGCGAUCCUCCUACCUAUACCUCCUGUGUAGCUGGGAUACAGCCUCGACAGACCGUUUUGACUGCUGCUGGAAGCAUUGGACAAGCCAGUGGGGAUCUUCUGAGACAGAUCGGAGAGAAUGAGACUGAUGAGCGAUUCCAAGACGUCUUAAUGAGUUUGGCCAAAGCUGUUGCCAAUGCUGCCGCCAUGUUGGUGCUAAAGGCAAAGAACGUCGCCCAAGUGGCUGAAGACACUGUCCUACAGAACCGGGUGAUUGCUGCUGCCACUCAGUGCGCCCUUUCCACCUCCCAGCUUGUGGCAUGUGCCAAGGUCGUGAGCCCCACCAUCAGCUCCCCUGUGUGCCAGGAGCAGCUGAUCGAGGCGGGGAAGCUCGUGGACCGCUCUGUGGAGAACUGUGUCCGCGCCUGCCAGGCGGCCACCAGUGACAGUGAACUCCUGAAGCAGGUCAGCGCAGCAGCCAGUGUGGUCAGCCAGGCCCUGCACGACCUCCUGCAGCAUGUGCGGCAGUUCGCCAGCCGCGGCGAGCCCAUCGGCCGUUAUGACCAGGCCACAGACACCAUCAUGUGUGUCACCGAAAGCAUCUUCAGCUCCAUGGGUGACGCUGGUGAGAUGGUACGCCAGGCCCGGGUCCUAGCCCAGGCCACUUCUGAUCUCGUCAAUGCCAUGAGGUCAGAUGCAGAGGCAGAAAUCGACAUGGAGAAUUCAAAGAAGCUCCUAGCAGCUGCAAAGCUCUUGGCCGACUCCACUGCUCGCAUGGUGGAAGCUGCAAAGGGGGCUGCAGCCAACCCAGAGAAUGAAGACCAGCAGCAGAGGCUAAGAGAAGCAGCAGAAGGCCUUCGUGUCGCCACCAAUGCUGCUGCUCAGAACGCCAUUAAGAAAAAAAUCGUCAACCGGCUGGAGGUUGCAGCCAAGCAGGCUGCAGCCGCAGCCACACAGACCAUUGCGGCCUCCCAGAACGCAGCUGUUUCCAACAAGAACCCUGCCGCCCAGCAGCAGCUGGUCCAGAGCUGCAAGGCAGUGGCUGAUCACAUCCCUCAGCUGGUGCAGGGUGUGCGAGGGAGCCAAGCUCAAGCCGAAGACCUCAGUGCCCAGCUGGCUCUCAUCAUCUCCAGCCAGAACUUCCUCCAGCCUGGAAGCAAGAUGGUGUCCUCUGCCAAGGCCGCAGUGCCCACCGUGAGUGACCAGGCCGCAGCCAUGCAGCUGAGCCAGUGUGCCAAAAACCUGGCGACCAGCUUGGCUGAGCUGCGUACCGCCUCACAGAAGGCCCACGAAGCCUGUGGUCCUAUGGAAAUCGAUUCAGCUUUGAACACAGUGCAGACACUUAAGAAUGAACUGCAGGAUGCUAAGAUGGCAGCCGUGGAGAGUCAGCUGAAACCACUUCCUGGGGAAACGCUGGAAAAAUGUGCUCAAGACCUGGGAAGUACCUCCAAAGCAGUGGGUUCCUCCAUGGCGCAGCUCCUCACCUGUGCUGCUCAAGGCAACGAGCACUACACAGGAGUAGCUGCUAGAGAGACAGCACAAGCUCUGAAGACUCUGGCCCAGGCUGCCCGUGGAGUGGCCGCAUCUACAAGCGAUCCAGCAGCUGCUCAUGCCAUGCUAGAUUCUGCUCGAGAUGUAAUGGAGGGCUCUGCCAUGCUCAUCCAAGAAGCCAAGCAGGCCCUAAUUGCACCUGGAGAUGCAGAGCGUCAACAAAGAUUAGCUCAGGUGGCCAAAGCUGUCUCUCACUCCUUGAAUAACUGUGUGAAUUGUCUUCCUGGUCAGAAGGAUGUGGACGUGGCUUUGAAGAGCAUCGGGGAGUCCAGCAAGAAGCUGCUAGUGGACUCGCUACCUCCGAGCACAAAGCCUUUCCAGGAAGCCCAGAGUGAACUGAACCAGGCAGCAGCUGAUCUGAACCAGUCUGCUGGGGAAGUCGUCCACGCCACCCGGGGCCAGAGUGGAGAGCUGGCUGCAGCCUCUGGAAAGUUCAGUGAUGAUUUCGACGAGUUCCUCGAUGCUGGCAUUGAGAUGGCCGGCCAGGCACAGACGAAAGAAGACCAGAUUCAAGUGAUAGGGAACCUCAAGAACAUCUCAAUGGCAUCCAGCAAGCUGCUAUUAGCCGCCAAGUCACUCUCUGUAGAUCCUGGUGCUCCCAAUGCAAAGAAUCUUCUGGCUGCAGCUGCAAGGGCCGUGACAGAGAGUAUCAACCAGCUCAUCACCCUGUGCACUCAGCAGGCUCCCGGGCAGAAGGAAUGUGACAAUGCCCUGCGAGAGCUUGAGACUGUCAAGGGGAUGUUGGACAAUCCUAAUGAACCUGUUAGCGACCUCUCUUACUUUGACUGCAUUGAAAGUGUGAUGGAAAACUCCAAGGUUCUGGGCGAGUCAAUGGCAGGGAUUUCACAGAAUGCCAAGACCGGGGACCUCCCUUCCUUUGGGGAAUGUGUUGGCAUUGCAUCCAAGGCUCUCUGUGGGCUGACAGAGGCUGCCGCUCAGGCUGCAUAUUUGGUUGGCAUCUCCGAUCCAAACAGCCAGGCAGGCCACCAAGGCCUGGUGGACCCCAUUCAGUUUGCCAGAGCUAACCAGGCGAUCCAGAUGGCUUGCCAGAACUUGGUGGACCCCGGCAGCAGCCCAUCACAGGUUCUGUCGGCUGCCACGAUUGUUGCCAAGCAUACCUCGGCCUUGUGCAAUGCCUGCCGUAUUGCCUCAUCCAAGACGGCCAACCCUGUGGCCAAGAGGCACUUUGUCCAGUCAGCCAAGGAGGUUGCCAACAGCACUGCAAACCUAGUGAAAACCAUCAAGGCCCUAGAUGGGGAUUUCUCCGAAGACAACCGCAAUAAGUGCCGUAUUGCCACUGCACCCUUGAUCGAAGCCGUGGAGAACCUGACAGCAUUUGCAUCUAACCCUGAGUUUGUCAGUAUUCCUGCCCAGAUCAGCUCUGAGGGCUCCCAGGCACAGGAACCAAUCCUGGUAUCAGCCAAGACCAUGCUGGAGAGCUCGUCCUACCUCAUCCGCACGGCAUGCUCUCUGGCCAUCAACCCCAAAGACCCACCUACCUGGUCCGUGCUGGCUGGACAUUCCCACACAGUGUCUGACUCUAUUAAGAGUCUCAUCACAUCUAUCAGGGACAAGGCCCCUGGGCAGAGGGAAUGUGACUACUCCAUUGAUGGCCUUAACCGGUGUAUCCGGGACAUCGAGCAGGCCUCACUGGCAGCGGUGAGCCAGAGCCUGGCCACCAGGGAUGACAUCUCUGUGGAGGCCCUGCAAGAGCAGCUGACUUCAGUGGUCCAGGAAAUUGGGCACCUUAUCGAUCCCAUCGCUACAGCAGCUCGGGGAGAAGCAGCCCAGCUGGGACAUAAGGUGACCCAGCUGGCAAGCUACUUUGAGCCCUUGAUCUUAGCUGCAGUUGGUGUUGCCUCCAAGAUCCUGGACCAUCAGCAGCAGAUGACGGUGCUGGACCAGACCAAGACACUUGCAGAGUCUGCCCUGCAGAUGCUGUAUGCAGCCAAGGAAGGUGGAGGAAACCCCAAGGCACAGCAUACCCAUGACGCCAUCACAGAAGCUGCCCAGCUGAUGAAGGAAGCCGUAGAUGACAUCAUGGUGACACUGAAUGAAGCUGCCAGUGAAGUGGGGCUGGUAGGAGGCAUGGUGGACGCCAUCGCGGAGGCCAUGAGCAAGCUGGAUGAAGGCACGCCUCCUGAACCAAAGGGAACAUUUGUCGACUACCAGACAACUGUGGUUAAAUACUCCAAAGCCAUUGCUGUCACAGCUCAGGAAAUGAUGACUAAGUCGGUUACUAACCCGGAGGAGUUGGGAGGACUGGCUUCACAAAUGACCAGUGACUAUGGGCACCUGGCUCUUCAAGGCCAGAUGGCAGCAGCCACGGCCGAACCAGAGGAGAUCGGCUUCCAGAUUCGCACACGUGUUCAAGACCUGGGCCACGGCUGUAUCUUCCUGGUGCAAAAAGCAGGGGCCCUCCAAGUGUGCCCCACGGACAGCUAUACCAAGAGGGAACUGAUAGAGUGUGCCCGUGCUGUCACAGAAAAGGUGUCUCUGGUGCUCUCUGCUCUCCAGGCUGGGAACAAGGGCACCCAAGCAUGCAUCACGGCUGCCACUGCCGUGUCUGGGAUCAUCGCCGACCUGGACACUACCAUCAUGUUUGCAACAGCAGGGACGCUGAAUGCAGAGAAUAGCGAAACCUUUGCAGAUCACAGAGAAAACAUUCUGAAGACAGCCAAGGCCUUGGUGGAGGACACAAAACUGCUCGUGUCAGGAGCUGCAUCCACUCCAGACAAGCUGGCCCAGGCAGCCCAGUCCUCAGCAGCCACCAUCACCCAGCUCGCCGAGGUGGUCAAACUGGGGGCAGCCAGCCUGGGUUCUGAUGAUCCUGAAACCCAGGUGGUGUUGAUUAACGCUAUCAAAGAUGUGGCCAAGGCUCUUUCUGAUCUCAUUGGUGCUACCAAGGGAGCUGCCAGCAAGCCAGCCGACGACCCCUCCAUGUACCAGCUCAAAGGGGCUGCCAAGGUGAUGGUGACCAAUGUCACCUCCCUCCUCAAGACUGUGAAGGCAGUGGAGGAUGAGGCCACCCGGGGCACCAGGGCACUUGAGGCUACCAUCGAGUACAUAAAGCAGGAGCUCACGGUGUUCCAGUCAAAAGAGGUACCUGAAAAGACAUCAUCACCUGAAGAAUCAAUAAGGAUGACGAAAGGUAUCACCAUGGCAACAGCCAAAGCUGUGGCAGCUGGAAACUCGUGUAGACAGGAGGAUGUGAUUGCGACCGCCAAUCUGAGCCGGAAGGCUGUAGCCGAUAUGUUGACAGCUUGCAAGCAAGCAUCCUUCCACUCUGAUGUCAGCGAGGAGGUGCGAACCAGAGCCUUGCGGUAUGGGACGGAAUGCACCCUGGGCUACCUGGACCUUCUGGAGCAUGUAUUGGUGAUCCUUCAGAAGCCAACCCCUGAACUAAAGCAUCAGCUGGCUGCUUUCUCCAAGCGAGUGGCCGGCGCCGUCACCGAGCUCAUCCAGGCAGCAGAAGCCAUGAAAGGAACAGAGUGGGUUGAUCCAGAAGACCCGACUGUCAUUGCAGAAACCGAAUUAUUGGGAGCUGCGGCAUCCAUUGAGGCUGCUGCUAAGAAGUUAGAGCAGCUGAAGCCAAGAGCAAAACCAAAACAAGCGGAUGAGACCCUGGAUUUUGAAGAACAGAUCUUGGAAGCUGCUAAAUCCAUUGCUGCUGCCACGAGUGCCCUGGUCAAAUCAGCCUCAGCAGCCCAGAGGGAGCUGGUGGCCCAAGGCAAGGUGGGCUCCAUCCCCGCCAAUGCUGCAGACGAUGGACAGUGGUCCCAGGGGCUGAUUUCUGCCGCCCGGAUGGUGGCAGCUGCGACCAGCAGUCUCUGUGAGGCAGCCAAUGCCUCUGUUCAGGGUCAUGCCAGUGAGGAGAAGCUUAUCUCAUCUGCCAAGCAGGUCGCCGCUUCCACGGCUCAGCUGUUGGUGGCCUGCAAGGUGAAAGCCGACCAGGACUCAGAGGCCAUGAGGCGGCUACAGGCAGCAGGAAAUGCUGUGAAAAGAGCCUCAGACAAUCUUGUUCGUGCAGCCCAGAAGGCAGCAUUUGGCAAAGCUGAUGAUGAUGAUGUGGUAGUGAAAACAAAGUUUGUGGGAGGCAUUGCCCAGAUCAUUGCAGCCCAGGAGGAAAUGCUAAAGAAAGAGCGAGAACUGGAAGAAGCAAGGAAAAAACUGGCCCAAAUCCGCCAGCAGCAGUAUAAAUUCCUACCCACCGAGCUGAGGGAGGACGAGGGCUAAGGCCAGGCCAGAAUGCCAGCCCCAGAAAUUGGCCCUGCAAGAACUGGACAGACAGUGUUCCUGAGAACCAGACACUUAGCUGGGAGCUAUCUGGCUCCCCCUGGGGCUAGCCCAGCACCUCGAGUCUCAUUCUCACUCCUCUGUCCUGUGGACACAGGCUGCAUGAUCGUGAUGUCAUAUGGUACAGCGUCCUACCCAGAGCUCCUCUGCCACCUCCCCUCAUGCCUCACUAUAUCUCACGAGAGAGGGGUGCACAUUUUGUGGACUGUUACCAAAAAAGAGAAGUCAGUAUUAUGUCAUUCUCAGAUACCUUUGCUUUUGUUCAUCCUCCUCUAGGCUUGCUCUGGGGCGUCUUUGUGAAAUCAUACUGGGAAAAAAAUAAUGGCCUGAGGGGAAUCGUUGAUAUCAUAGAUACUCUUCUCCCUCUCAAGAGAAGAUGGAAGUUGAAGUUGGACAUGGUUAAUAAAAGCCAGAAAUACAAACCCAGGUGGCUCUGGGAGGGUGACUAAGGUUCCCCUUCCGUGUCUUGAGCACUGACUCACCCAAGGGGUAAAGAAUCCCCGCUCUUAUUUGCACGCCUCCUUGCUUAGUGUGUAAGUUCCUUGUACAGUCUACACCCAUCUUGUAUUCUGUGGCCAGGAAAAUCAAGCAGUUUUUUUUUUUUUUGUUCUCCAUAAUCCAAAGGACAGAGUUGUGGGAGGCUGCCAGGGUUUGGGGGCAGGGACUGGAAUAAAACACAUGGGCUCCUUACUCUACAGAGGCUGCUUCAAUUCCUACAGAUGCAUACACACAACCUAUGUCCCUGAUUACAGUCAACAAAGUGCUCCCUAAGCAGCCAGGGGGAGCUUCAGCUGGAAUGAAGCAACUCCAUCUUCAAGUCCCAGGUUGGUCUCUCUGCUCUUAGAGGACCAAAGGCAUCUGCUUAGAAAUGUGUCACCUGUCUUCCAUCCCAAGAGAACGUUUUUUCUGAAUGUUGGUAUUCCUAAACUCUAGAUGCAUCCUAAAAUCAACGUGGACCUUUUUAACUAUGAUAUUGUUGCUCAUUGUCACGUAAGUGAAGACAUACAGUGUUUUCAGAGUCCAUCUUCUGGGUGCCAUUCUUCCAGCAUUUCAUAUUUCUUCUCCUCCUUCCUUUCUUUUUCCUUUUGAGCUCUUUCCUGGGAAGGGCGUUAAGAGCUUGAAUUUAUGUCAAUCUGAGCCGCUACCCAAGACGAUACAUGAAGGAUGAGUGGCUUGUGGGAUAGAGCCUAAUGCCAGGUAGCAGUGUCUGAAAGAAAUCCUGACAGGAAGAUGAGAGUUAAUGGGGGGUUUGCCAAACUGUUGAAGGCAGAAUCCUCCUCAUCCCUUGGGGUGUGGUACCAGGUCACACUCUUGGGGUGUGGUUUCACUAUUUGAAACCAAAUAGUUUCAAAAUUCCACCCAGGAGGAAAAUUUGGGGCUCUGGCCCUCAAAAGAUGUCAAUUUCCACUUUGCCUAAUGAUCCUGCAUUAAUAGACCUGAGCCCAUGCCAUGGUUUUAAAAUACAAUUCAACUUUUGACAGCUUCCCAUACUUAUAAAGUACUUAUAAGUGCUGCACAUAUGAGUUUGGUUUUUUUCAGACAGGUAGAAAAUUAGUGUAAAUAGUAGAAAUGCUGUGUGACUGAAAAGCAAAUGCAGAGAACACGUGGAGGAGUGAGGGAAGAUGGCAACCAGCCCAGCAGAGGAGGUGUGCCGGGGAGCCCCGGCCUCUCAGGGAGAGUGACAUGCGUGUUAAGUGUAGGUGAAAUAGCUCUUCAUGCCUGCACUGGCGGACACUUUAAAGGGGCACAGGAGCUUUCCAAAACUAUAAAUCAGACCCCAAAUUUGGGGUCAAGAUGUUAAUGACCUCAUAUAGGACUCUGGGGAGGUGUGCCAUGGCCUGGCCCACCCUCUUCCCUCCAGUGCCCAGUGCCCACUUCUUUCCACUUGUCCCCUGUCACAUGCUAGCAUCCCAGCAGCAAGGCAGAGACAAGCAGAGAGUUCUCUGCCCCUGCCUUAGGCUCACUUAAAACCUUGACUGCCUUUGUUACCAGAAAACCCUGCAGAGACAAACCAAAUGGAAAGGCCUGUCCUCUACAACUUUAAAGACCAGGACUGGAACACAGGUUUAUUUUUGUAGGAACUGUAUAAAUGCUCUCCUGUCUGGAGUUUUCUGCUGCUAGGAGCUUUAGAGAAAGUUCCCAGUUAUCACCUGGUUUGGUCCUCUUUGUAUCUGUCUCUUUCUUGUCAUGUACACUGCACGUGUGUGUGAAUGGCCUCAUAGCCAGCUUGGUCUUUUCUCACUUCAUAAAAUGGGUGGAAGCCAUGCUUUGGGCAAGUGUCUUGGGGAUGGCACCAAGGGGGAUUUCUGGUUCCUCAAAGGGAAAGAAUGCAGAUAAUGCAUUGAACUUGGGGUGUGAACUUUUAGAGCAUCUAACCAGAGGGUAGUUAUGGGUAAAAGUAGCACAGCAAUGCAUCCAUCUGUGUGAGGGGAGAGCAGGUGUGCAGAUGUGUGCCCUCCUCACUCCCUCUGCGGGUGAGGGGAACGCAUGUUCACUUUGGAUCUUUGGGUCGAAUUUUGUCCCCAGAAAUUGUUUCUGAUGGUCAAAAAAGGAAUGAGCUAGACUUUGGAACAGCCUGGUGAUUUGGGAGUUUCUAUUUGGGUUGGUUCUACCUUUCAUAACUGAUCAGGUCAGGAUGCUAAGGUCACGUUUGGUCAGCCAGCCCUCAUGGAGCUCUUCCAGGGUCCAGUCCAUAACUAUCAGCCCAGGCAAGUGCUUGGACCUUGGCUGUUCCUCUGGUCAUUACAAGUGGGCUACAGGCAGCUGUCCGGCCUGCAGUCUGUGCAGGCCUUCAGGGCCGAGCCAGCCCUUUGGGCAUAGGCUUUUAUUCCAAAAAAAACCUGAGAUUCUCAGAGGCCUUAACUGCGUGCUUUCUGAGUGUUUUAAUAGCCAGUGAGUGUACAGGCAACUGGUAGGUGGUCCCCAAAGUCUCUCCCAGCUCGGAGGAUUUAGGUUAUGAUCAGGCCUCUGGGUCCAGGCCUUAAGACCCCCACAUAGACUGUCAGCAUUGCUGCUCUCAGAUUCCUGGAGGAAACAAACCCUCCAGUGACCAAGGGAACCCUUAGCAGGAACCAAGGAAUGUAAACAAAAUAUUCAUUUCUGGCUGAGAGGCAGUGGUCCCCAGAGUUAUGAAACCCAAAAGUCCUGAUGGCUGUGUUAGUGGCUUAUGUCUCACCUCUUCACAGUCCUCCAAGUGCUGGCCUCAGGAGGCAACCUACUGGCGAAGGAAUCCUUUCCAAAGGAGUCUCAAGUACCACGCUCAAGUUCCCUGCCACCACCUGCUCCACCUCUCUGAGCUUGUGCAUGGUGUGUACAGUUAUGGUCAUUGGAAAUGAGUGUGUAACAGACCUUCUGUGAUGUGAAAAUACCAUGAAGGAGAGCUGUUGCUUUUCUCUGAUGGGGUUUUAGUUCAGCCUCUGGCCCUCAGGGAGUGUUGCCAUGUGAGAGCCUCCAGUGGUGUCUCCUUGUCCAGAAAGCACCAGCUUGGGUUUCCCUCAGCUCCUCGCUAAGCUGCAACAUCCACAAGAAAGACAGAAAAGUGAGCUCUGCCCUUGUCAUGUGUCUAAUCACAUAAAUUAAUUUAUCUAAUCACAUAAAUUAUUUUUUUUAUUCAUCAGAAAUAAACUUUUAAAGGA